Molecule: messenger RNA, 693 nt
Organism: Trichomonas vaginalis G3
Lineage: Eukaryota; Parabasalia; Trichomonadida; Trichomonadidae
Product: protein kinase regulator protein
Exons: 1
Coding region: 1-693 (230 amino acids)
Cellular component (GO): protein kinase CK2 complex; cytoplasm
Molecular function (GO): protein kinase regulator activity
Source: RefSeq, a predicted model, not a curated record
AUGUUUCUUUUUGAUGGAGCCAUUACUAAACCUCCAAAACAAAAGCCAGUAAUGACUUCAAUCAACGACGAAUCAGAUAUGUCUUCAUGUGAAUGGAUAAACGAGUUCAUUGCGCAAUCAGAUUGGAUUACAUACGUAGAUGAAGCAUAUUUAAAUGAUAAUUUUAACUUAUAUGGAUUAAAUUCAAUAAUAGAAGGAUAUUCAGAAGUUGUUAAAUUCUUACGAGGCCAAUUUUAUGAACUUCCUCCCGGAAUGACUACAAAACAGCUCUUAAAGGAAGCAGAGAAACUCUACACAUUAAUUCAUGCUCGAUUUUUACUUACAUACGCUGGUGUUAAAAAAGUGAAAAAGAAAUAUGAAAGUGGAAUCUUUGGUCAAUGUCCAAGAGUAGCAUGCAACCAUCAUAAUUUACUUCCAAUAGGAAUGACCCCCUCGUAUGGUGAAGAAAAAGUUAAAGUUUAUUGCCCCUGCUGCCAUGAUAUUUACAAUACAAACCAACAGUUAGACGGAGCUUUAUUCGGACCAUAUUUUCCACAUUUUCUGCUGCAAGGCUCCCAUGAUAAGAUCCAAUUUGCAGAAGUUAAACAAAAUCCACAAACGUACCUUGGUAUUUCAAUUGAACCCAAGGCAACUUUUGGUGGCUUCCAAAAUCUUAUUUUCAAAGAUGAUGACGAAGAUUUCGUUGAAAAAUAG